This is a messenger RNA of Budorcas taxicolor (takin), 1556 nucleotides long. RefSeq names its product vasoactive intestinal peptide receptor 1 (gene VIPR1). Gene Ontology annotation, cellular component: plasma membrane. Bases 1 to 1482 code for a protein of 493 amino acids. The transcript is spliced from 14 exons. The record is from RefSeq and is a predicted model, not a curated record. Gene Ontology annotation, biological process: adenylate cyclase-modulating G protein-coupled receptor signaling pathway; cell surface receptor signaling pathway. Lineage: Eukaryota; Metazoa; Chordata; Mammalia; Artiodactyla; Bovidae. Gene Ontology annotation, molecular function: vasoactive intestinal polypeptide receptor activity; peptide hormone binding; G protein-coupled peptide receptor activity.
AUGCGCCCGACAAGCCCGCCGCCCGCCCGUUGGUUCUGCGUGCUGACCGGCGCCCUCGUCUGCGUCCUCGGCCCCGCGGGCGGCUGGGCGGUGGGGCUGCAGCAGGAAGAGUGUGACUAUCUGCGGAUGAUCGCGGUACAGCACGAGCAGUGCCUGGAGGAGGCGCAGCUGGAGAAUGAAACAGCAGGUCGAGGCUGCCUGGCGACAGGGCCAUCGGAUCACCUGGUAUCACCCUCUGAUCUUCACUCCCCAAUCUUGUGCUCCCCACGUUUGGCUCAGCAACUGUUGGGCUGCGGCAAGAUGUGGGACAACCUCACCUGCUGGCCAGCCACCCCUAGGGGCCAGGUGGUUGUCUUGGCCUGUCCCCUCAUCUUUAAGCUCUUCUCCCCCAUUCAAGGCCGCAACGUGAGCCGCAGCUGCACUGAAGCGGGCUGGACGCCCCUGGAGCCUGGCCCCUACCCCGUUGCCUGUGGCUUGGAUGACAAUUCAUCGAGUUUGGAUGAGCAGCAGCAGACAGUGUUCUACAGUUCUGUGAAGACCGGCUACACCAUCGGCUACAGCCUGUCCCUCGCCACUCUCCUGGUCGCCACGGCCAUCCUGAGCCUGUUCAGGAAGCUCCGCUGCACACGGAACUACAUCCACAUGAACCUCUUCAUAUCCUUCAUCCUGAGGGCCGCCGCCGUCUUCACCAAAGACUUGGCCCUCUUCAGCAGUGGGGAGACGGACCAUUGCUCCAAGGGCUCGGUGGGCUGCAAGGCGGCCGUGGUCUUGUUCCAGUACUGUGUCAUGGCCAACUUCUUCUGGCUGCUGGUGGAGGGCCUCUACCUGCACACCCUGCUCGCCGUCUCCUUCUUCUCCGAGCGGAAGUACUUCUGGGGGUACAUAUUCAUCGGCUGGGGGGUGCCCAGCACAUUCACCCUGGUGUGGACCAUCAUCAGGAUCCACUUUGAGGAUUAUGGAUGCUGGGACACAAUCAAUUCCUCACUGUGGUGGAUCAUAAAGGCCCCCAUCCUCGCCUCCAUCUUGGUGAAUUUCAUCCUGUUCAUUCGCAUCAUUGGAAUCCUGGUUCAGAAACUGCGGCCCCCAGAUGUCGGGAAGAGUGACAGCAGCCCGUACUCGAGAUUGGCCAAGUCCACCCUUCUGCUGAUCCCCCUGUUUGGCGUGCACUACGUCAUGUUCGCCUUCUUCCCCGACAACUUUAAGGCUGAAGUGAAAAUGGUCUUUGAGCUCGUCGUGGGGUCUUUCCAGGGUUUCGUGGUGGCCAUCCUCUACUGCUUCCUGAAUGGCGAGGUGCAGGCAGAGCUGCGGCGGAAGUGGCGGCGCUGGCACCUGCAGGGCGUCUUGGGUUGGGACCCCAAAUACCAGCACCCGUCCGCAGGCAGCAACGGGGCCACGUGCAGCACGCAGGUCUCCAUGCUGACCCGCGUCAGCCCCGGUGCGGGCCGCUCCUCCAGCUUCCAGGCCGAAGUCUCCCUGGUCUGACCGCCAGGUGCCCAGGCGGGUGGGCGGCCCCUCUCGCCGGCACCGCCCGCCACCCCGCGUGGCACCGAGGGCAG